AUGGGGAAACUAUUUAGUUACUGUGCUCUGAAGUUAAUAGAAGUCAUUGUGCUGCUGUAUGACAUAUUAACAUUCAUCUUUUAUUUCUUUUACCAACAACCCUACAAAGUCCUUCAUAUUUCAAGAAGAGUCAAGGCAAAACCAUUGAAGAAUAAAGACACAACGAGUCCGUUUAGAAGCAUUGAUUGUUUUUAUGAGUUGACAAAGACUCCACAGCAAGGAAUUGAAACAGUGAACGAUUUGUUUGAUUAUGCCGUCACUAAACACGCUGAUCUGCCAUCUCUCGGCACUAGGGAACUGAUCAGUGAGGAAGAGGAGGAGAUAGAAAAUGGAAAAUUGUUUAAGAAGGCGAUAUUUGGUGAAUACAAAUGGCAAACUUAUGGUGAAAUAAAAAAUCAAGUGACAAACAUGACACGAGGUCUACAAGAAAUAAUGAACGUCAAGACUGCAUCGCAGGCUUUAUUGAACAAAGUAUGCUUGUACGCUGAAACAAGGGCAGAAUGGAUUGUAACCUUGUUUGCUUGCAUCAAGGGCAGAUUUCCUAUUGUAACCCUGUAUGCUUCUCUUGGAGACGAUGGGAUUGUCCAUGCCAUCAAUGAAACUGAAAUUGAAACCAUCGUUUUAACUCCAGACCUCAAGCCCAAACUACUUAACAUGUUGGAGAGUUUGAAAACGAUCGUCAACGUGAUAAGUGUUGAUGACUGCAAAAGAGAUGUCAUCAAGUUGUCAGACAACAGGAAAGUCAACAUAAUCUCAAUUGCUGAUGUUCAGCUAAUUGGUCAGAAGGCUCUUGAAAAUGAAAAUGGUACAAAUUAUAUGAAUGAGAAUCCACCUGCAGACAACAUAGCUCUGAUCAUGUACACCAGUGGAUCUACGGGGGUACCAAAAGGUGUCAUGCUAUCCCAUUCAAAUGUAUUGUGUGCUAUCUCGGGCCAGGGUCAACGAGUUGGAGUUAUAGGACCUCAGGAUGUUUAUGUCGGAUACCUACCGUUGGCUCACGUCCUGGAAAUAACAGCUGAAAUCUGCUGCUUUCUGAAAGGAGUUCCCAUCGGAUUUUCUUCACCCAGUACCAUUACUGACAACUCGACUCGCAUCAAGAAAGGUAGCAAGGGAGAUCUGUCAGUCCUGCGCCCCACUCUGAUGACAUCUGUCCCUUUGAUAAUGGAUAGACUGUACAAGAUAGUUUGGGAAAAAGUGAAAGAAGGUCCAAGCUUCAAAAAAGAUUUGUUCACGUUUGCUUAUGAAUAUAAAAAGAAGAAUUAUGAGGCAGGCUAUGAUACUCCACUGUGUGACAUACUGAUCUUCAAAAAGAUUCGUAUGAUCCUGGGAGGUCGUAUCAAGUUGAUGCUGACUGGUGGGGCUCCUCUAUCUUCUGACACUCAACGUUUCAUGAAUAUUUGCUUCUGCUGCCCCAUCAUUCAGGGCUAUGGUCUGACUGAAACCUGUGGAGCUGGGGCUGUUUCGGAAGCUACUGAUCGCAACACUGGGAGAGUUGGAGCACCUCUCCAGUGCAAUGACAUCAAACUUGUUGACUGGGAGGAAGGGAAAUAUUAUGCUACUGAUCGUCCGUUUCCGAGGGGCGAGGUGUGGAUCAGCGGUGAUAACGUUGCGGUGGGCUACUACAAGAGGCCGAAUGAUGAAUCAUUUCAGUUUGUGGAUGGCAGGAGAUGGUUUGCCACUGGUGACAUUGGCAUCAUUGAACCAGAUGGCAGUCUUCGCAUUAUUGAUCGUAAGAAGGAUUUGAUCAAAUUGCAAACUGGUGAGUACAUAGCCUUGGCCAAAGUGGAAACCCAAUUGAAGUUGUGCCCACUUGUUGACAACUUGUGUGUUUAUGCCGACAGCAACAAGAUGUACAUCGUUUGUUUGGUUGUGCCAAAUAGAAAAAAUCUUGAAUCUCUUGCCCAUGAGAUGGGGUUGUCCAUUGGCUGGCCGUACAUAUGCGAAGAUGAAAAUAUAAACAAGGCCGUUCUCACAUCGCUUCAAAUGCAAGCUGUAAAAAGCAAGUUGAAUAAAUUUGAGAUUCCACAACGUUUGACCAUGGUUCCUGAUGUCUGGACUCCAGAUACUGGCCUGGUCACACCGGCUUUCAAGUUGAGACGCAAGAAUAUUGAAUCCUUCUACUUCACGGAGAUAUUGCGCAUGUAUUCGUAAUUGCAUAAUGGUGUCCCAUUGUCUUAUUUCUCGGAAAAAAAAGAAUCACUUGUUCAUGAACAAAAUGUAACUAUUCGCUACUGUUGAGUACACGUUGUUUACCUUAAUUAUUCAUUCAUUCAUUCAUUCAUUACUUAAAUGUUACAUGCAGUUUAUUGAAGGUUUUGUGGUACAGUAACUAUUGAAACUGUUGCAUUUACGUAAUUCAUUAUUAUAUUCUACUGUCAUUAUUUAAAAUCCUUAUGUUAAAUUUUAAGACUAUGAAAAAAUUAUGGCUUAAAUCGGAAUUUAUAAUUGCUUGAUACUCACUUAAUAUCCAUUCAGAAUUGGUAUUUCAAAUUAUAAAGCCUAGUUCACUUCAUUCCGUGAUUUUUUUUAUUGAAUUAUCGCAGGAUACAUCCACAUACUUCACCUUCUAAUUGAAAACACCUUGAUGUUAAUUUUAUUUCAUACAGAACUGUUCAGCUGUCACGAUGGCGAAGCGUUUUAUGUGCUUUUUGUUCUAGAUUUUUUUUUUCGUGCUGUUUAUUUAGGAUAAAUUAAAUGUACAUACUUUAUAAACAUCAUCAUCUCUAGAAAAUAUCAAAACAGAUUACACUUCAUUCCUUUUUGAUUCGUAUUUAAACAUGGGGUCUAUGCACUUUGAAAUUGAAUGGAAUGCUUCGAAAUGAAUGUUAUUUAAGUUGAUGUUAUUUGUCAAUCGUUAUUUAUUAUUAAAUUGAAAUAGUUAUUAUUUAUUCACGAAGAGUGCAAUCCUGCGGGCUUCUUUACAUCUUUCAGCUGGCUAUCUUAUAUCAUUUUAACUUAUUUAUUUUAUCCGAUUCAUUCCAGUUUUCACCGGAUAAUACUUUUAAUUGAUAAUAAUUAAUACUGCAUCUCUUUGGUAAUAGAGUGGAAACUAUAUUGAACGUGGUUUCAUUAAUUAUUUCGCAUACAUUUUAUCUGCUAGUAAUUCACAUUAAUACAUUAAUGGAUGUAAAGACGUGCACAAUUUUCGUCUUUGUGCGUGUGUGUGAGUGUAUGUGUGUGGGUAAUAUAAAGUAAUAGUCAAACGAAUUGUUGAUAUUUGAUUUAAUGAUGUCGUUUUUUUCCAUAAUUAUUUUUUCACCUCAUUUACUUGUCAUAUAUGAAUAUAUAUAUAUAUAUAUUGUAUAUAUAUAUAUAUUGUGUAUAUAUAUAUAAUGUUUAAUUGACGUUUAUCAUUAGCGUAUUUACAAAUGGUGUAGUGUCAUAUUAUAGAAAAGAUGGAAAGAUACGGCUGAGAUAAUUGUUUGAUGUCUCUGAGAGCUGAUGAAAGAGUGAAUAGAACAAAAUAAUGUGUUGUAAUUUUGAUUAUAAUAUAAUACACGUAUAUAUACAUAGGUGCGCGUUUCUGUACGUACAUUUAAGACAUCAAAUUACUUUCUCAGCAAAUGUAACUUUUCUAUGCGUGAGCACCUAUUAAAUUUAUAUAAUAUGAAUAAAUUUGUGUGCGCGUACGUAAAUACAGAUUUAUUUUAUUUGUUUAUGAAAAAUAUUUAACAACUGCGUAUCCUUAACACGUGUUAAAUGU
Molecule: messenger RNA, 3703 nt
Organism: Helobdella robusta
Lineage: Eukaryota; Metazoa; Annelida; Clitellata; Rhynchobdellida; Glossiphoniidae
Exons: 15
Coding region: 1-2151 (716 amino acids)
Biological process (GO): neuron differentiation; long-chain fatty-acyl-CoA metabolic process; long-chain fatty acid metabolic process
Cellular component (GO): lipid droplet; plasma membrane; endoplasmic reticulum
Molecular function (GO): long-chain fatty acid-CoA ligase activity
Source: RefSeq, a predicted model, not a curated record